Mizuhopecten yessoensis (Yesso scallop) is the source of this 1670-nucleotide messenger RNA. RefSeq names its product mannan endo-1,4-beta-mannosidase-like. Lineage: Eukaryota; Metazoa; Mollusca; Bivalvia; Pectinida; Pectinidae. The record is from RefSeq and is a predicted model, not a curated record. The transcript has 10 exons. Bases 85 to 1653 code for a protein of 522 amino acids.
UGGCAUUGGAGAGAUGUUAUGUAGAGUCUAAAUCGUUAUACAAGUCUAGUAGCUGGUCACCGCCGAGCACCGACACAGAGGGAGAUGGGGAGGUGGAUGAUCUUUGGCGUAUUGGUGGUACUGGUAGGAGAAGCACUGGGGGCGACUUAUCAGUUGGUGACCCAGAAGAAGUCCUUCUAUGACGCCGAGCACUACUGUCAGACCCAUGGUGGUCACUUGACCUCCGUCCACUCUGCCGCCGAAAACCAGCACGUGUACAACCUAUGUAGACAGCAUUCUGGCCGUUACUGCUGGAUCGGGCUGGAGAGAGAGUCGACUGGCCACUUCCGGUGGACAGAUGGAUCAGCUUUCAGCUACAACAACUUCCACUCUGGUGAGCCAGACAAUUAUAACAAUGAGGAGGGUUGUGCGCUGAUGCCCUUGCAUGACUCUAACUAUCCUAACGGCCUGUGGAGCGACAAGAAGUGCGUGGCUCAUUACGAUCUCUCUUACUUCGUGUGCAAGAUGUCCGGGUCCUCACAGACACACACCAGUGCACCUGUCGUCACAAAUCCGCCAAGUCAAACGCUUACUUCUGGCACACACAAGUUGUAUGUACAAGGGACAAACCUGAUGAUGGACGGACAUCGUGUCUUUUUGUCCGGUACUAACCAACCGUGGGUUGCUUACGCCUAUGAUUUUGGGAACCACCAGUAUGCCUCGAGAAAGACUAAAUUUGAGCAGGCUCUACAACAGGUCCAUCAGGCUGGAGGAAACUCUAUAAGAACGUGGAUACAUAUUGAGGGGGAGACAUCUCCGCAGUUCUCCAGCGACGGUCAUGUGACGGGAUUCGAUAGGGACGGCACGUUCAUUAGUGACAUGCGAGAAUACCUUCAGGCCGCGAGGCGUUAUAAUAUCCUCGUCUUCCCUACACUUUGGAACGCGGCUGUCAACCAGAACUACCACUACCGUUUAAAUGGUCUAAUCAAGGAUCAGUCUAAGCUCCAAUCCUACAUUGACCACGCCCUCAUCCCAAUGGUUCAGGCUCUAAAAGACGAGCCGGCCCUUGGUGGUUGGGACAUCAUGAACGAGCCCGAGGGCGAACUUAAAGCAAAUGUGUUCAGCGCUGACCCAUGUUUUGACACAAGACCACUGAACAACCAGGGUCCCGGUUGGGCCGGUAAACUAUACACGGCCCAGGAAUUCGCCAAAUUCAUCAACUGGCAGGCUGAUGCCAUCAAGCGGGCCGAUCCUCAGGCUAUGGUGACCGUCGGUGCUUGGAACCCCAAAUCCAACACUGAUAACUUUGGCUUCCACAACUUGUACAAAGACGAGUGUCUAAGGAAAGCUGGGGGGAAGCAGUUGGGAACCCUCACCUUCUACUCUGUACAUACGUACGAUAAUAACGGUCAUUUUGAUGGACAGUCCCCUUUCCAGCAUAGUUUCAGUGAUUUUGGUCUAGACAAGCCUGUUGUUAUAGCGGAGUUCAAUCAGAAUAAAGGAGGCGGCAUGACCUCACAACAACAAUACCAAUAUGCAUACAACCAUGGAUACUCGGGCGCAUGGGCAUGGGCCUACGACAAAGACUGGUCAACGGAACAAGACGGCGUGUCUGCUAUUCGAUCGAAAAACGACCAAUCAAAGGGCGGCCUAGUUGCGAUCAAUUUGAAUUAAAAUUCUGUUGAAUGUUU